Molecule: messenger RNA, 984 nt
Organism: Condylura cristata (star-nosed mole)
Lineage: Eukaryota; Metazoa; Chordata; Mammalia; Eulipotyphla; Talpidae
Gene: AGPAT3
Product: 1-acylglycerol-3-phosphate O-acyltransferase 3
Exons: 4
Coding region: 70-984 (304 amino acids)
Cellular component (GO): endoplasmic reticulum; endomembrane system
Molecular function (GO): 1-acylglycerol-3-phosphate O-acyltransferase activity
Source: RefSeq, a predicted model, not a curated record
UGACCGCUGGCCCUUUCGCAGGCCGGCCGUGCUUAGCAGAGGCCCGUGCAGCCGCCCCUGAGCGCGACCAUGGGCCUGCUCGCCUUCCUGAAGACCCAGUUCGUGCUGCACCUGCUGGUGGGCUUCGUCUUCGUGGUCAGCGGGCUGCUCAUCAACUUCACCCAGCUGUGCACGCUCGUCCUCUGGCCCGUGAACAAGCAGCUGUACCGCCGGCUCAACUGCCGCCUGGCCUACUCGCUCUGGAGCCGUGAGUGUCCGGCCAGCAGGCCCUGUCCCGGCCGGGCCCGUGGGGGGCCCCCAGGGGGCCAUUCAGCCCGCUGGAGGGCCCGGACCUGGGGAGGGCCUGCGUGCGCUCGGCACCUGCUCGGGCUUGGGCAGCAAGCUGGAAUAAAGACCGGCUCACUCCUCAGCGUUCCGGGGGGCACAGCCUUCCAGGGGCACAGCCUUCUGGGGGGCACAGCCUUCUGGGGGACACAGCCUUCCCGGGGGGGCGUGGGGCAGUGUCCGCGCGGGGGCCGCCUCACCGCCCGCCCGCCCGGCCAGUUCCUCCUGUACUGCGAGGGUACCCGCUUCACGGAGAAGAAGCACCGCGUCAGCAUGGAGGUGGCUGCCGCCAAGGGGCUGCCCCCGCUCAAGUACCACCUGCUGCCGCGCACCAAGGGCUUCACCACCGCGGUGCAGUGCCUCCGUGGGACAGUCUCCGCUGUCUACGACGUCACGCUGAAUUUCCGAGGAAAGAAGAUCCCGUCCUUGCUGGGCAUCCUCUACGGGAAGAAGUACGAGGCCGACAUGUGUGUGAGGAGGUUCCCUCUGGAGGAGAUCCCCCUGGACGAGAAGGAGGCGGCGCAGUGGCUGCACAAGCUGUACCAGGAGAAGGUGGGCUGGGGGGCGCUGGGGGCGCUGGGGGCGCUGGGGGCCCGGGCCGGCCUCUGGCGCCAGCUUGCUUCAUUCUUCUUGACUUUUGAAAUCAAGCUGAAGGCGUAG